Erpetoichthys calabaricus (reedfish) is the source of this 3532-nucleotide messenger RNA. It is a transcript of the gene ttc13, whose product is annotated as tetratricopeptide repeat domain 13. The record is from RefSeq and is a predicted model, not a curated record. Gene Ontology annotation, molecular function: protein binding. The transcript is spliced from 23 exons. The coding region runs from base 16 to 2610 and encodes 864 amino acids. NCBI's taxonomy places the organism in Eukaryota, Metazoa, Chordata, Cladistia, Polypteriformes, Polypteridae.
GACGUAAAAUGUUGCAUGACGGGAAAUGUAGUCGUAUUGGUCAGCGGCUCCGUUCGCGUUCGCGAGAGCCUGCGGGUGCGAGAACUACAUCGUGAGAGGCGUGCUGCCGCUCACCUGCAUAAACACAACAUGGCACCUGCUGGUCCGGGUGAUGUGCUUACACUAAUAUUGCUGGUCUACUUGUAUUGGCCGGCCGUUGCCACGGAGUAUUUCUCAACGAUUACAUUCUUCAACAGCGACCUGCACAAGCAUGGCUGCAGUUCUAGUCCUGACUGGGACGAAUACACAGCAGAUUGCGAUUCUUCCAUAUUGCAUUUUGAGGACUCGGAAUGUGACUCAGUUGGGAACUUACCUUGUUCUUCUGUGUUUUCACUAGACACCGAAAAAAUCAUUAGUCAAGCUAAGGUGCUUGCUGAACAAAAGUCGUUUCCGUUUGCAACUGACAAGGAAAGUACAAAUGAAGAAUUGGCUGUUGGAUAUGUGUUGAUUGGAAAGGGGGAAUAUGAUGAAGCAGUGAAACAUUUUACAUCAAUUUUACAGGUAGAUCCAGAUUUAGUAAGUGCCAUCUAUGGAAGAGGAAUUGCAUAUGGAAAGAAAGGUCUGCAGGAUAUCAAAAAUGCUGACCUUGCUUUGUUCGAGCUUAGCAGAGUAAUUACUCUUGAACCUAAUUAUCCUGAAGUCUUUGAGCAAAGAGCUGAGAUUCUUUCACCAUUAGGUCGAGUUAGCGAAGCUUUGAAUGAUCUCACUAAAGCAAUUCAACUACAGCCUUCAGCACGACUUUAUAGGCAUAGAGGCACACUUUACUUUAUAUCAGAGGACUAUGCAGCUGCUCAGGAAGACUUUCAGCAGUCACUUGAAUUAAAGAAAAAUCAGCCAAUUGCAGUUCUAUACAAAGGCUUGACUUUUUUCCACAGGGGAAUGCUUAAGGAAGCUAUACAAACAUUCAAGGAAGCAUUAAAAAUGAAAAAUGAUUUUAUUGAUGCUUACAAAAGUCUUGGUCAGGCCUACAGGGAGCUGGGUGAUUUUGAAUCGGCAAUGGAUAGCUUUCAGAAGGCAUUAAUGUUAAAUCAAAACCACAUUCAGUCACUUCAGCUUAAAGGAAUGAUGCUGUAUCAUCAUGGCAGCUUACAGGAAGCACUGGGAAACUUCAAGAGGUGCCUACAGCUAGAACCCUAUAAUGAAGUCUGCCAGUAUAUGAAAGGGCUCAGUCAUGUUGCCAUGGGUCAGUUUUAUGAAGGGAUUAAAUCACAGACAAAAGUAAUGCUAAAUGAUCCAUUGCCUGGCCAGAAAGCAACUUCAGAAUAUCUAAAAGUAAAAUACCUCAGAGAAUAUUCACGGUAUUUACAUGCACAUCUUGACAUCCCAGUUACGGAAUAUAAUAUAGAUGUGGAUCUUCCUGGAAACUUCAAGAAUCACUGGGCUAAAAAUCUUCCUUUCUUAAUUGAGGCAUAUGAGGAGCAGCCAGGGUUACAGCCACACAUUAAGGAUGUUCUGCCUCAGAAUUUUGAAAGUUAUAAUACUGAUGUUCAAAAACUAAUUUGCACUGCUGAUCAGCUUGGUGUUCUUAUGCAGUAUGAUACACCUGGGUUUCUUCCCAAUCAUAGGAUACACAGAGCCAUGGGACUUGCUACAUUAGAAGUAAUGCAGGCUGUUCAUCGUACAUGGAGUAAUUCCAAAGUUCGAAUAAAUGGGAAGACAAGGCAAAUGCAGUGGAGAGACAUGUUUGACAUAGCUGUAAAAUGGAGAAGGAUUGCAGACCCAGAUCAACCAGUCCUCUGGCUAGACCAAAUGCCUGCAAGAAGUCUCAGCCGGGGAUUUAAUAAUCAUAUCAAUUUAAUAAGGGGCCAGAUUAUAAAUAUACGUUAUUUGGCAUACUUUGAUAAAAUACUUAAUUUCAUCAAGGACAGAAUUCUGGUAUACCAUGGGGCUUAUAACCCAAGGGGCAUUGUAGAAGUGAGACAAGCUUUGGAAGGUGUGAAUAAAGUUGAAGAUCUACUUCCCAUUAUGAAGCAGUUUAACAGCAAAACAAGAGAUGGAUUUACAGUGAACACAAAAGUACCAAGUCUAAGAGAGCCAGGAAUGGAAUAUGAUGGAUUUACAAUAACUAUUACUGGAGACAGAGUUGGAAAUAUGUUAUUUUCUGUGGAAACACAAACUACUGAAGAAAGAACACAGCAUUACCAGUUAGAGAUUGAAUCACUAUACAAAGAUCUAACUGCCAAAGGAAAGGCCUUAAUACUCUCUGCUGAACUGGGGGAUGCAGAUGCUGUUUGCAACCUUAUCCUGUCUCUGGUCUAUUAUUUCUAUAAUUUAAUGCCUCUUUCAAGAGGUUCAAGUGUUGUAGCUUACUCAAUUUUGAUGGGUGCUUUAAUGGCCAGUGGAAAGGAGGUGAUUGGACGAAUACCCAAAGGAAAGCUGGUAGAUUUUGAAGCAAUGUUGACAAGCAACCCAGAAGCCUUCAGUAAAGUAACAAAAAGUUGGAUGCACUUAAAAAGCCUUCCAACAUGGUAUCAGAGCCUUCCAUCAGUAGCAGAGACAUUUCCGACUAUAAGAACAAUGAUUGAAGUUCUGAACACGGAGGCCACAUCUCACUGUCAGGCAAAGUCCUAACGUUGAAUCCUCCCACAAUCAAAGGACAAUUAGGUAUAUGCAGCUUAUUGCACUUCAGUCUCAUGACAUGAUGUCAUCUCAGGUGAAGGAUUAAAGAAUGUUUUACAGUAUUUUGGGAUCUGCCAACACAAGCCAUGGAUUGCUAAUUUAGAUAUCUCUGUUUUCUCUGCUGAAAUUGCUGCUUUGAAGAUUUUACAGGCAACUGUUGAAAAUAUAAGUAGACACCACGGAAAGUCAAACACAAGUUUUUGACAAAUGCAUACUUUUCACUAGUAUUUACUGUACAAUUCACCUCCUCCAUAUGUUUUGAAAGGAAUGGGAUUAUAUUUAAUUUUUAUUUGAUCUACUGUUUUAUAAAGAUUUAUUGAUCUCAGAUAUCCUUUGAUUUUCAUAAAUCUUAAAAUGAUGUUUAUUUGAAGAAAAAAAAAAUGCCUGGAGAUAUGGACUGCUCCAUGCAGGGGUGCAUAUUAGUUGCUUUAUUUAAUUUCAGUAGGACUUGGAUAACAAAUCUGAGUACUUGAAAAUAAAAGCGGGGUUCCACUUUAAACGGCAGAUUGAGAACAUAAGCAAAGGAGAUAUUUAAUGGCAGUCUUUGCAGAUAUUUUCCGUAAUGAUUUUAUUUAAUGUGGUGUUCUUGCACUGCAAGAAGUUUGACAAGCGUGUUCCACUUUCUUCUUCUCACAAGCUAUUACAGAUUAAUUUGAAGUUUAAACGGUUAUUUAAGGGGUUACUGUGAACAGAAAAGAAAAAUGUUACUUGAAGACAUGGGUGUAAGUGGUCAUCUAGAAAAAUGGUUUUGUUUUUACUAUUCUGACUGUACAACUGAAUCACUUAGUAACAGUUUAAAAUAAAUUUUGAGAAAAGGUUGCUCUGUUCAGAUCUGAAAAUGCGUGGUUAAUAAACUGAGAGAUUUCUUCUGUCU